Quercus robur (English oak) is the source of this 921-nucleotide messenger RNA. RefSeq lists its product as uncharacterized. Bases 1 to 921 code for a protein of 306 amino acids. The record is from RefSeq and is a predicted model, not a curated record. The transcript has a single exon. NCBI's taxonomy places the organism in Eukaryota, Viridiplantae, Streptophyta, Magnoliopsida, Fagales, Fagaceae. Gene Ontology annotation, molecular function: catalytic activity.
AUGAGUUUGAUAGUGUGGAACUAUCGUGGGCUUGGGAACCUACGUACAAAAGAUCAGCUUGCAGACUUGGUGUGGGCAAAAGAUCCCUCUGUCGUGUUUUUAGCCGAAACAUGGACAGAUAAAGCUAGGCUAGAACAGGUACAAAGACGAAUCCAAUUUAAGAAUUUGUUUGAAGUUCCAAGGAAGAAUAAAGCAGGGGGUUUGGCAAUUUUUUGGAAGGAAGGGUUUCCCUUGGACAUUGAGACUUUCUCUAUAAAUCACAUUGACACCACGAUUAACAAAAAUAAGGAGAAUGAGUGGCGUUUCACAGGAUUCUAUGGUGAACCCGAGACACACAAGAGACAUGAAUCAUGGGCAAAGUUACGUUCUCUAAAAAACCGUGGAUCAUCUCCAUGGUUAUGUGCCGGUGACUUCAACGAGAUCACACGCCAAUCAGAAAAACAAGGAGGGCGUUCACGUCCACACAACCAGAUGCAACCUUUUAGGGAUGUGGUGGACGAAUGUGGAUUCAUAGACUUAAAAUUUGUGGGCUUCCCUUUUACUUGGCAUAAACACUACUUAGAUUUCACUGUGUGGGAGAGACUCGAUCGGUCUUUAGCUACCAAUGAGUGGUUCCUAAUGUUUCCGGGUACAAAGGUUCACCACCUUGAUGUUACAACAUCUGAUCAUAAGGCCCUUUGGAUCUCUAUGGAAGGUAUGGAUUGCAGCUUUCAAAAACCCUUUAGAUUCGAACAAAUGUGGAUGACAGACAAAGGGUGCACUGAGACUAUAGAGGCUGUGUGGAGUGCGAGAAAUUCUGAACCAUGGGACUCAGGGGUGAUAACAAAAAUUGAUAAAUGUGGACAGGAAUUAUCUCGGUGGAGCAAGAAGUGUUUUGGCAACGUUCGAAAACAGCUUGAAGUAAAACGUAAACAAUUAUAG